AUGAAAAAGGAGGAAACACAUGUUGCUAAGGAGUCAGAGGAAGAAAAGACUCGAGAAAAGGUGGGAAGCAUAUUGUUACACGCCCCACUGGUGGCACAAGAGCCUGAAGUACCACACCCUCAGAAGCUUCAAAAGGAGACCAAGGAUGAGCAAUUCACUCAAUUCUUGGAAAUCUGUAAAAAAUUACACAUUAAUAUUCCUUUUUCUGAGGUGUUGGAGAAGAUGCCUCCCUACAUGGCAGUCAUGAAAGGCUUUCUUUCUGAGAAGAAGGCCUUGAAUGGAGAUGAAACUGUAGUCUUGACUAAGGAAUACAGUGCACUGAUUCAGAGGAAGCUACCCAAGAAGAUGCCUGAUCUUGGAAGCUUUUUUAUCCCUUAUACUAGUGGGACUAUUACUUUUGAGAAAGCACUGUGUGACCUUGGCUCAAGUAUAAAUCUGAUGCCUCUGUCUGCAUAUGGGCUAGUUGAGAAUGUACCUGUCAAGGCUGGAGAGCUAUUCCUCCCCGCAGAUUUUGUGAUGCUUGAUAUGGAAGAGGAUACAGAUGACUCUAUCAUCCUAGGAAGACCAUUCCUAGCUACUGGGAGAGCCUUGAUAAAUGUUGAGAGAGGUGAAAUGGUGCUGAGGUUACAUGAGGACUACAUGAUUUUCAACGUUUUUAAACUUUCACCACUCUCUGACAAAGAAGCUACUUGCAUACAGAAUUCAGUGCUUAAGCCUUCUCACUUGGUGAAAAGACAUACAGUCUUCCCUGACAUCAAACCUAAGUUUGGUGUUGGGCAUUCACCACCCACCAAGGAGGAAAGAGGUUCUAAGAAAAAGGUACCUAAGGGCUGGAGGAACAAGAAGAUUUUCACUGAAGAUUUCUCACCUGGGAUGAAAGUGGUGUUUGCUAGAAGUCUAGUCCUACCUCAUACUAUGAACAGGAUCCUGUCCUUUGAGCAUACUGAGCUGAUUCAUGACAACACAGGAAAGAAGUUCACAAUGAGGGGUGAGGAUUUAAGCCUCUAUGACUAUCUUCCUCCUUAG
Messenger RNA from Arachis ipaensis, 1026 nucleotides. NCBI's taxonomy places the organism in Eukaryota, Viridiplantae, Streptophyta, Magnoliopsida, Fabales, Fabaceae. The record is from RefSeq and is a predicted model, not a curated record.